AUGGGCUUUCUGCGUGCUGCUGUUGCAGCUACUGCCCUGCUCGCCUCCUUCACCAAUGGCGCACCGUCGACGCAAAUGUCAACCAUUGACAAGAGGGCAUUGAAGUUCAACUUCGGCGGCGAGAAGGUGCGAGGCGUCAAUCUGGGCGGUUGGUUCGUGUUGGAGCCUUGGAUCACCCCAUCGAUCUUCGAGAAUGGACCGGCCAACGCCGUCGACGAAUAUACCUACUGUCAGUUACUGGGCAAGCCGGAGGCCAAGAAGAGACUCGAGGGACACUGGAGCAACUUCUACAAUCAGAAUGACUUUGCGUUGAUGAAGAAGGCCGGAUUGAACAUGGUCAGAAUCCCAAUCGGAUACUGGGCAGUUUCGCCUCUUCCGGCCGAUCCCUAUGUACAGGGUGCAUACGCACAUAUGCGUACGGCGAUUGACUGGGCCAACAAGGCGGGUCUCAAAGUCAUGAUCGAUCUGCACGGUGCUCCGCGUUCGCAGAACGGAUUCGACAACUCCGGCAAGCGUGGUCCGAUCGGAUGGACCCAGGGUGAAUCUGUGAAGAACACCAUCAGGGCAUUGAACAAGAUUAGGGACGACUUUGCCAAUCAUCCUGCCGUCGCAGCCAUUGAGCUGUUGAACGAGCCUAUGGGUCCAAGUCUCGACAUGAACGUUGUCAAGCAGUUUUACUAUGACGGCUGGGGCAACCUUCGUAAUUCUCCAGUGGCAGUGACAUUCCAUGAUGCCUUCAUGGGUGUCACGUCGUGGAACAAUGACAAGUUCGGAGCUGGUCUGUCUAACCUUGUCUUGGACACACAUCAUUACGAGGUCUUCAGCUCUGGGGAGCUGCAGCGAGGCAUCCAGGAUCAUCUUCACUCAGCUUGUGACUUUGGCAAACAGAUGGCAUCAACCGAUAAGGUCACCAUUGCUGGAGAGUGGAGCGGUGCUAUGACUGACUGCGCCAAGUACCUCAACGGUCGUGGCGUUGGCGCAAGAUACGACGGAACCUUCAACAAAGACGGACAGGGCUCGUACUACAUUGGAUCUUGUGACAGGAAGACCUCAGGCACUGUUGCAGGCCUUGGAGAGGCUGACCACAACAACAUCAAGUCUUUCAUCGAGGCACAGAUCGUCGCUUACGAAAAGGCGGACGGUUGGAUCUUCUGGACAUGGAAGAACGAGGCUGCUCCCGAAUGGAAUUUCCGGGACUUGAUUGCGAAUGGAAUGGUACCACAACCAUUCGACUCCGCCAACCGUGGCGUAUGCGGCUGA
Messenger RNA from Ramularia collo-cygni, 1260 nucleotides. Its product is annotated as related to EXG1 Exo-beta-1,3-glucanase (I/II), major isoform. Gene Ontology annotation, cellular component: cell surface; extracellular region. Gene Ontology annotation, molecular function: glucan exo-1,3-beta-glucosidase activity. The transcript is spliced from 3 exons. The coding region runs from base 1 to 1260 and encodes 419 amino acids. The record is from RefSeq and is a predicted model, not a curated record. Gene Ontology annotation, biological process: glucan catabolic process. NCBI's taxonomy places the organism in Eukaryota, Fungi, Ascomycota, Dothideomycetes, Mycosphaerellales, Mycosphaerellaceae.